AUGGCGACCGGUCCCGCUACCCAAUCUUUGAAGUGUGUAGUCACAGGUGACGGUGCUGUUGGAAAAACAUGUCUCCUGAUCUCCUACACAACCAACGCUUUCCCUGGGGAGUAUAUACCGACCGUAUUUGACAACUACACGGCUAGUGUGAUGGUAGAUGGCCGACCGAUUAGUCUAGGACUCUGGGAUACUGCUGGACAGGAAGAUUAUGACCGACUUCGCCCGUUGUCCUAUCCGCAAACCGAUGUCUUUCUCAUCUGCUUCUCCAUCUGGUUCCCGGAGAUUGAACACCACGCCCCCAAUGUCCCCAUUAUCCUGGUCGGGACGAAGCUCGAUUUGAGAGACGAUCCAGCGACGACAGACGCCCUUCGGCAACGCAAGAUGGAACCUGUUUCCUACGAACAAGCCCUUGCCGUGGCUAAGGAAAUCCGUGCACACAAGUAUCUCGAAUGUUCGGCUCUGACACAGCGUAAUCUGAAGAGCGUCUUCGACGAAGCUAUCCGUGCUGUUCUCAAUCCACGACCCGCCGCGAAGCCGAAGAAGAGCAAAUGUCUGAUUCUGUAG
Molecule: messenger RNA, 564 nt
Organism: Aspergillus oryzae RIB40
Lineage: Eukaryota; Fungi; Ascomycota; Eurotiomycetes; Eurotiales; Aspergillaceae
Gene: racA
Product: putative Rho GTPase Rac
Exons: 6
Coding region: 1-564 (187 amino acids)
Biological process (GO): establishment or maintenance of cell polarity; cortical cytoskeleton organization; small GTPase-mediated signal transduction
Cellular component (GO): cell cortex; cell projection; cytoskeleton
Molecular function (GO): GTPase activity; protein kinase binding; GTP binding
Source: RefSeq, a predicted model, not a curated record